Molecule: messenger RNA, 1769 nt
Organism: Leptopilina heterotoma
Lineage: Eukaryota; Metazoa; Arthropoda; Insecta; Hymenoptera; Figitidae
Gene: TMS1
Product: serine incorporator 1
Exons: 10
Coding region: 178-1569 (463 amino acids)
Cellular component (GO): membrane
Source: RefSeq, a predicted model, not a curated record
GUAAUCAGCUGUUUCCAGAUUAUCAUUGUUGUGUAGUGUAGAUCAUUUCGUGUUCUAAUUAAAAUAAAAAUAAUUCAAUAAUAAAGUGAAUAUUUCUAAAGUCGGGAGUGAUUUUACUUGAAUAAUUGUCUACAGAUACGGUGAAACACUUCAAUCAAGGAUAAUAAACAAUCAAAAAUGGGUCUCAUUUGUUCUACCGCACAGCUCGCGUGCUUGUGCGGAAGCACUGCUUGCAGUUUUUGCUGUUCGCAAUGUCCAUCGUGCCGAAAUAGCACGAGUACAAGAAUAAUGUACGCUUUAAUGUUAAUGCUCGGAACAAUCGCAGCUUGUAUCACGUUGGCCCCGAGUCUUCAAGAUUUACUCCAGAAGGUACCUUUCUGCGCAAACAGUACUAGUUACGUACCCUCGAAAUUCACUGUCGAUUGUCAAUCAGCUAUUGGAUAUUUAGCAGUCUAUAGAAUAUGUUUUAUUAUCACGCUGUUCUUCUUUCUCAUGUCGGCGAUUAUGCUUCGAGUUCGUAGCUCGAAGGAUCCACGAGCACCCAUUCAAAAUGGUUUUUGGGCCAUCAAGUAUCUUCUGGUGAUUGGAGGAAUAAUUGGUGCGUUCUUCAUUCGUGAAGGUUCAUUUGGUCCAACAUGGAUGUAUUUUGGAAUGAUGGGAGGAUUCCUCUUUAUUAUGAUACAAUUAAUUUUAAUUGUUGAUUUCGCUCACAAUUGGGCUGACGCUUGGGUGGGAAAUUACGAAGAGACUGAGUCAAAAGGCUGGUAUGCUGCUCUACUUGGUGCUACAUUCUUGAAUUAUGUACUUUCAAUCACGGGAAUCGUUCUACUCUACGUGUACUUCACUUUGCCAAAUGAAUGCUCUCUUCAUAAAUUCUUCAUUUCCUUCAAUUUGAUUCUCUGCUUUAUCACAAGUUGUGUUUCAAUUCUACCAAGUGUUCAGGAAAAUCAGCCUCGUUCAGGCUUGUUACAAUCGUCAGUCGUCACUUUAUACGUUAUCUACUUGACUUGGAGCGGAGUUUCGAACAGUCCAGAUGACAAGUGCAAUCCAGGAAUGUUUGGAAUAAUAAACAGCAAUGAUAUUUCUACUCAAAAUAAAGUUGCAUUCGACAAGGAAAGUGUAAUUGGUCUUAUAAUUUGGUUCAGUUGUGUACUCUACAGUUCUCUGCGAACUGCUUCGAAAUCAUCGAAAAUAACAAUGUCUGACACUGUCCUCGCCAAGGAUAAUGGAGCUGUCCAGAACAAGGAUUCAUCGCUUAUUGGCAAUGAAGAUUAUGUUUCAGUAGAAGGUCGUAAUGGCGAUGUCGAAGGCAAUGAGGCUAAAGUCUGGGAUAAUGAAGAAGACACAAUCGCUUAUAAUUGGAGUUUCUUCCAUCUCAUGUUUGCCUUGGCAACUUUGUACGUGAUGAUGACUCUCACAAAUUGGUACAAGCCUAACUCAUCACUGGAGACUUUGAAUUCAAACACUGCUUCCAUGUGGGUGAAAAUAAUUUCUUCCUGGCUGUGUCUGGCAAUUUACAACUGGUCUCUCGUGGCUCCAAUUCUUCUGCCGAAUCGUGAUUUUUCUUAGAGUGAAAAAUAUUUAUUUUAAAAUUUAUUUUGCAACGAAGGUAUGAGAUUUUCUUUCUACUGCGCGCGUAUUUUAUAUUUGCAAUACAAAAAAGAAAAAACAAAAAGGAACAAAAAUCUAACUGCGAAAUAAUAUGACGACAAAUAUAUAUAUUUAGUCCAAUCAACUAGAGUUGAUACGUCGAAUUGAAUCUAGUAGAA